Messenger RNA from Brassica rapa (field mustard), 1934 nucleotides. RefSeq names its product CBL-interacting serine/threonine-protein kinase 23. NCBI's taxonomy places the organism in Eukaryota, Viridiplantae, Streptophyta, Magnoliopsida, Brassicales, Brassicaceae. The record is from RefSeq and is a predicted model, not a curated record. Gene Ontology annotation, molecular function: ATP binding; protein serine/threonine kinase activity. Gene Ontology annotation, biological process: signal transduction; protein phosphorylation.
CUCUCUCUCUCUCGCGCUUUUUCAUAUCAAAAUCGGCUUCGAUUUUUUUUCUUCUCGGUGCCGAGAAUUUGCGAAACUUUUCAAAUUCGAUAACUUCGUCGGCUUUGAUGGGUCGUCGUCCGAUUUGAAUAUUCUCUCCUCCGCCCGCCCCCACGAGAGUUGAAUAUCCGUUUUAGGGGGAUUCACGGGGUCUUAGGGUUCUUACAAAGAUGAGCGUUGCGAAAUCUCAGGUAUGGCAGCCAUGCAAGAAGAAGCGAUCCUGAAAAGAUCUUUAAACAUCGAAUCUAGAAGAUAGAAAGAGAGAUGGCUUCUCGAUCAACACCUUCGCGAUCAACUCCUUCUGGGUCUUCUUCAGGGACGCGAGUGGGUAAGUACGAGCUUGGUAAAACUCUGGGUGAAGGAACCUUCGCUAAGGUCAAGUUCGCUAGGAAUGUUGAGAACGGAGAGAGUGUCGCCAUUAAAGUCAUUGAUAAAGAGAAAGUCUUGAAAACCAAAAUGAUCGCUCAGAUCAAGCGUGAGAUUUCGACAAUGAAACUCAUCAAGCAUCCUAAUGUCAUCCGUAUGUAUGAGGUGAUGGCUAGCAAAACUAAGAUCUACUUUGUUUUGGAAUUCGUUACUGGUGGAGAGCUUUUCGAUAAAAUUUCAAGCAGUGGGAGGUUGAAGGAAGAUGAGGCCAGGAAGUACUUCCAGCAGCUUAUUAAUGCUGUUGACUAUUGCCAUAGCAGAGGAGUUUAUCACAGAGACCUUAAGCCAGAGAAUUUGCUCUUGGAUGCAAACGGUACUCUGAAAGUCUCUGAUUUUGGAUUGAGUGCUCUACCUCAGCAAGUCCGGGAGGAUGGUUUACUUCACACAACAUGUGGAACACCCAAUUAUGUUGCUCCCGAGGUAAUCAACAACAAAGGUUACGAUGGAGCUAAGGCUGAUUUGUGGUCUUGUGGUGUGAUUCUCUUUGUCUUAAUGGCUGGCUAUUUGCCUUUUGAAGAUUCCAACUUAACGUCUUUAUAUAAAAAGAUAUUCAAAGCCGAAUUUACCUGCCCUCCCUGGUUCUCUGCAAGUGCCAAGAAGCUAAUCAAAAGGAUUCUGGAUCCCAAUCCAGCUACGAGGAUUACAUUUGCCGAAGUCAUUGAAAAUGAGUGGUUCAAAAAAGGGUACAAAGCACCCAAAUUUGAAAACGCAAACGUCAGCCUUGAUGAUGUUGAUGCUAUUUUUGAUGAUUUAGGGGAGUCUAAGAACCUUGUUGUGGAGAGGCGAGGAGAAGGACCUAAAACACCAGUAACUAUGAAUGCUUUUGAGCUCAUCUCAACAUCACAGGGUCUCAAUCUCGGUUCGCUUUUCGAAAAGCAAACGGGGCUUGUUAAACGGAAAACUCAGUUUACUUCCAAAUGUCCGGCUAAUGACAUAGUCACCAAAAUUGAGGCAGCAGCAGCACCUAUGGGCUUUGAUGUCAAGAAAAAUAACUACAAGAUGAAACUUCUAGGAGAAAAGUCAGGCCGCAAGGGCCAGUUAGCAGUCACAACUGAGGUUUUUCAAGUUGCUCCAUCGCUUUAUAUGGUUGAAAUGCGAAAAUCAGGGGGUGACACCUUGGAGUUCCACAAGUUUUACAAGAACCUGACCAUGGGUCUCAAGGACAUUGUUUGGAAGACAAUCGAUGAAGAGAAAGAGGAACGAACCGAAGGUGGUACUAAUGGUGCAGUGGCUGCUUCUUGAUACCAGACAAUUGUGAAACAGUUUGCGUUUGUUUUUGAUAUAGAUUUUAUUCGUUAUAAAUGGCUAUGGUACUUGGGGUUUGCGAGUGGUUUUGAAGUUAUAUAAAGUAAGUGUGAAUAUCAUAUGCGUGUAUCCUAGCUUGAAAGCGAAAGCUCUUUCUACAUAUUUGGGGAUGUUUUAAGAAUCGGUUUUUGUGCCAUUUCUACGAGUUUUUUACUUGCCAGUGA